AUUUGCAUGUAUUUUUUUAGGAAUGAAGCAUCUUGUAAGGGCAUUUUUAACCGACUUGGGAGGGAAUCCAAACAAGCGGAAUGCUCUGAAUGAGACAGCAUUGCAUGCCACCUGCCAAAUAUCCCCAAACAGCAUCAAUGGAUCGCAAGAUAGAAGGGCGAUUUGCGUUCAGUUUCUUUUGCAUUGGAGAGGAGCCAUUUUACCCUCUGGUGGAAGAGAAAAAGUGGACUUGGCAGCUCAAGACGAUACCGGAAAUACCGCUUUGCAUUAUGCUGCUCAUUUUGGCUUGCGCCGCUGUGUCGAAUUGCUGGUUUACAAUGGAGCCCCAUUAUUUCUGGAAAACAACGAAAAAUUGACUCCGUGCGAUUCGGCAAUGAGGGCACGCCAUGACCACAUCGCAGGAUUUCUCGAGAGCCGAAUGGUUUUUGCUGAAAACCCCGACGUGAUAAACGUAGAGGAAAAUCUGAUAAACGAACAAGAGGAAGUGUACAGUGGACUAAGGAGUCAAGAUUUGCAGGAAGCUAAAGACCAAUUGCUAGUGGAUACUUCGGACAUGCUCAAGAUCCCGCUUUUCACCGCUGAGGCCCUUUUGCGAGACAAUGAAUGGUCCAGGGAAUUGCUGCUGGAAAAGUGGAUGAGAAAUCCUGUGGAGUGCUGCGAAUUAGCGGGAGUUCAAGCCCCUUCAUCAGUGUUAAAUUACGCUGGAUCUAUAGACUCAAGUGCAUCAACUGACACGGGCUCGGAUCGGCAGGAAGUGAUGUGCGAAAUUUGCCUGAAUCUCAUACCCGACGACUGGGAGCAGCCAUUGAAAAUGUCCUGCAGGCAUUUCUUUUGCAAGAGCUGCUGGCAAAGUUACCUGACAACUAAAAUCCAAGACGGAGAUGCUCAUCACAUUUUAUGCCCAGCGUUUGAGUGCCACAUCCUGGUUCCAGUUGAGUUUAUCGAAAAACUCGUCAGUCCGGAGAUGGCACGAAGAUACUUGCAAUUUGACAUCAAAGCCUUUGUGGAAAGCAACAAGACGAUCAAAUGGUGUCCGAUUCCUGCAUGCGGACGAGCCGUGCGACUACCGGAAGCCGAACAAACCCCCGGAAAAACCUACGCCAACAGGAAAGCCCUCCCAUUGACUUCUCAUGCAGUGGAUUGUGGAAAUGCGCACUUUUUUUGCUGGGAGUGUUUAGGCGAUGCUCAUGCACCGUGCGGCUGUGAGCAGUGGCAGCAAUGGCACAGGAAAAUUGCGGAAAUAAAGCCGGAAGAACUGAGCACGGCUUGUAUGGGUACAGAGGAGGCAGCAAAUUGCCUCUGGUUGGUCACCAACUCGAAGCCCUGCCCGAAUUGCCGCAGUCCCAUUCAGAAGAACGAAGGUUGCAACCACAUGAAAUGCUCAAAGUGCAAAUUCGACUUCUGCUGGGUUUGCCAGGAAUCGUGGAAAAGACACAGCUCGGCUACGGGGGGCUACUUCAGGUGCAACCGAUUUGAGGCAGUGAGGAAAGCGGAUGAAAAGCAGGGCUCUCUUGUGAAUGAAGCCAUUGAAAAAAACACGGAGCUGCAGGAAAUCACCAGAUUCUUGCACUACUACACCCGCUUCCGCAACCACGAAAACAGCCAGAAAAUGGAAGAACCAUUGCUGACCAGCGUUCGCAAGAAAAUGGAGGUGCUGGCCAGCAGUUUGGGCAUCAACAAAGAAGAAGCUAUAGAGAGCAGCACCAAAUUCAUAGAAGACGGAGUAAGAGAGCUGCUGAAAGCCCGAAGAGUUUUAUGCGGUUCAUACGCCUAUGGGUACUACCUGGAGGAUGAUGGCUACAACAAGCAUAUUUUCGAGUCCAUGCAGUUUGAGCGAUUGCAGAAUGAGCUGGAGGAAAGCACGGAAAAGCUGAGCGAAAUGAUCGCUAGGCCUUACUUGCGGACUCCAAAAGUGGUGAUUAUCCAAACCUCAACAACGACCAGAAGGAACCGGCAUGAGUUUGUUCGGGCAAUUGCUCAGGGGCUCAUUCCACCUGAAACGCCUCCCACUUUGCGGAAACGAAAGCGGAAAUUUAAUGAUUUGGCCGAUACUUCAUCAUGGCUGAAAGACUGCGAGUGGCCUGGCGGCGAUUACGAUACUGAUGAGGAGACCGAUCUGAGCGUAACUCUGAAGAAAAUGAUCAGAUCUCCUGUGGCUGAGCACGAAUGUGGUUUGCUGUGCAGCAGCCAGGGAUGUGGAACCAGGCCCGAUUACAAUGUGGAGCUGAUCAUUGCUCUGGAAAUGUCGCGACUGCAGAUGAUCGAAGAUCAAGUGAGGCAAACCGAGCAUACGCCAAUCACACCAGAUCCAGGCUCCAGCAUAUCGACCAAUAGCAACGAGAGUGCAGAUGAUCAGUUGAAACUUGCCAUUCAGCUAUCGCUGCAAGAGUCUACCAAGAAGAUUCGCAGGGAGAUGGAGCAGAGGGAGUUUGAAGAGCGCGUCAAUGGCUACCAGAAAACAAGCGCCGAUUUGACGGUGGACUAUUUCCUAAAGUCGCUCGCCAAUCACAAGAUCGACUUGAAAUCCUUGGAUCGACUGGAGCCGGAUCGAGACACGGUGUUUCGUUCGUGCAGAGGCAAUCAGGAUGGCACAUUUAAGAUUUCCGACAUUCAUGAGAACGGUUAUACCUUCGGUAAUGAUGACUACGAGGAUCUCUCCAGCUUGAAGAGAUGCCAUUCCACGGGCGAUCUUUGCGCCGGAAGAACCCGCAAAGGACCCUUAACUCGCAUGAAUGGAGCGGAUGAACCUCGGUACCAUUUGGACUCGGAUCACAGCAGCCAGCAUGACGAGAAGCCCGAAGAUUUGGUGCGAAGAUUUUUAGCUUUACCUUCCACAUCAAUAAGAUCGAGACAGUUCUUGUUGCUGCAGCAUCCGCAUCCGGAGGAAGAGUUUUGCCAGGCGCAGAGCUCGAUGGAGGACACCACCAUAUCCGACUCGAUUAAUGCCGAUAUGGAAGUUUGUGGAAUAUUGAAUUCGAUGACUGAUGACGAUCUAGGAAGCAAAGUUUACGACGAGGAAACCAAAAAGACUGACCCAAUUGCCAAAGAAACCCAGUGUAAGAAACAUAGUCAUAAUCCAUUCGCUACCCUUAAGGCGAAACUGUGUUCAGCUCAUUUGCCAAAAUCCAAUUAUCUAACCAGAAUAGCUGUGAAUAAAAGUAUAGGUUUAAUUAGCAACGAACGCAAAUCGAAGGCGUGCUGCGAUCGCUCGAGUAGCAACGGAGGAUCCUCCAGCUCCGUUUUAGUGGAAAAGUCCUUAGUCGGAGAAUCAAAGAGCGAAAAACACAGCCCGAAGAGGCGCCAAUGCGCCAGUGAGGGCAGUUUCUCGAAAUCCACAGGGUUCCUAGUCGAUAAUCAAAAGAAAACUGCCAAAGGCUUCUCCUCGCAUUUGAGGAUAAAAAUUUGCAAAAGUCCCCAGAAAACCACUCUAGAAACCGAUAGUUCUAAUGAGUAUGAAAGCGAAACUGGCAUCCCCAAGUCGCCAACUUUGUUCAUUUCUGGAGUCUCAAUUUCACGCACCCCUGAACCUAAAUCGCCAGGAGUCAGUUUGAUCCAAAACCUGUCGGGGAGACAGUCGCGCUCCUCCAGUUUGAGCGUCCCGGCUCCUCUCAGCUCCUGCUCAUUGAGCAUAUCGAGCGGCAGCCUCAACAACAGUCACUCCCUGCCUCCAGAGCCCUUCACUCCCUCUCUGGUCCGCUCCACCACUCCGGCCUCCUCAAAGUCGAACGUGACCACUCCACAUGGAAGCCCCAGGUCUGGAAAGGAUAAUGGAAAGUCCAAGAGCGCCAAUGAACCCGAGCGCGAAAGGGAAAUGUUUAGGUUUCCAAAGUCAUCUACAGACGGUGCACUUAGUUCAGUGCUGCACGUUCAAGAGUCCAACCUGAGUUCGGACGAUUUCCACGAGGCUCUUUUUCUUCUGGAAAGGUCGCCCAAGACCAGAGACUCAAAGCGACGGAAGAAAUCGAAGAAGAAAGAAAAGGAGCGAGACACCGAACCGGAGGACAUCAGCUCUGUUCUUUAACGUUGCCUUUUCGCCUAUCCUGCGGAAUGUUCUUGAGGUGUUUUUGCCAGUCUUCAUCUGUGCCAAUUCGUGUCCAUCAGCAGCUGGCACGAAAACCUCCGGCCCAUUUCCACCUAAACUAUCAAAGACUGUCUUUAUAUACUUAUGUAUGGAACUUGGAUCGAAAUUAAGUGUUUUUUGUGAUACGUUUUUAUAAGAAAAGACUUUUUGAAAGUGACCAAAAAAUUUCUAUCCGUGUUUACUCUCGGUUGUUUUUUUAAAGUAAUUAUAAUGGAUGAUUGUGAGUGCAUAUUCUGUGGAUGACCAGAUGUUGCACUGUUAUUGACUAUGAGAAUGCGGCAUUUACAAGUUGUUAAUUUCGAUUUUGGCACGUCUGAAUGUUGGAUAAAAUUUUUUUAAUUUUUUUAAUUAAGAAUUUGCUUAGUUUUCUCUUGAUGAUGAUUUGGAGUCAAUGAAUUUCUCGGUUUUGAUUUAAAAAAAAAACUCUUUCAUUUUUCAGGCUCAACCACUAAUCUAACAGAAUUUUUACAGUUUUCCUAUUUUCAGUAGAUAUAAAAUCUGUAAAAAUUUCAGCUUUCGAGAUAAUUUUCAAUGAAGAGGUUGAAUUUUUGCAAAAAAAAGUAAAACGGAAUAUCGACUUCGCCAUCCUGUUUCUUAACCACUGAAGUGUUAAAAGUUUUAAAGGACGAAAAAGGAAAUCCAGAAAAAUACGCCUGCAAAAGAUUUUUAAAUUUUUUCCACAAACAGAGCCAAACUCAAAAUCACUCAAGUGACUCAUUUUCCAGCUUGUUUUUCAAUCAGUUGAUUCUUCAUACCCUGUAUAAAUUCACUCUUUAAAAGUGGAGUUUCCACGCCGUUCCGACUAAACUGCUCAACAAAAUUUGUCCUAACUUUAGCACUGGAUAAAUCCUGAUUGGCUCAUGCGAUUUACUUUCUGUUUAAAGUGUUAUUGAGCCCCGUGUUUUUGCUGUGAGUCGACGUUUUGGUAAAAAUUUAAACCUCACAGACAAAUUUUCUACAGGAUGACAAAUGAUGAAGUGCAAAAUUUGGCAGAGUUCUGCAUGCUUCUUCUAGCUGGACCAAAGAAAGGUGUCUGUCUGUUAACCUAAAAAAUUUAAAGAUAAAGAAAAUAGUUCGAAACGGUUAGUAUUUACAGAAUGGUCUCAAAAAAUCAACUUUUUUGUCUUACGGCGAUAAUUUUGCUGCUCGUCGAUCGAUUUUCACGAUCUGGAGCUCAUGUUGAAACUUCAUAGACGAUUUUAGACUAAAAAAAUAAUAAAAAUAUACAGAAUUUAAGAUGAAAAAUUAUCUCUGCAAGAUCAAAAGUGGAUUUUUUCUAAGACCGCUCUGUAAAUAAACCGUAUGAGCCAAAGAUUCAAGGACGUUUUUCUUUAAAAACUUUAUCUCUUUAUAUGAGGACUAUCUUGAUGCCUGUGGUGUUGAAAUACAGAAAAACUUUUUCUGUCCAACUGGGAGGAUGGGGAACUUUCAACAAUUUUGCAUUGUGUUUUUGCCGCCCUGUAGAAACUUUAUCUGACGCACUAAUUUUUUACAAAAACACGCAUAAACCGAGGAAGAGUUGGAGUAAAUACCGCUUUAAUCUUAAACCAAAGCGCUCGAAGCAGUCAGAAUUUAUCCAGUUCUAAAGUUGAUUUUGUUGAGCAGUUUAUAACAGUAAGUUGCUGGAACUGGUGAUUUUCAUCCAGACGUUUUGCAACCGCGAGUGGCGCCCAUCUUCAGUGGUGGUUUGCUCGACACAUUCCAGCCUGCGCCAGGAAGAAAAUAUUCAGACAUUCCAAAAUCUUGUAAAAUUAAAAACGUAAAAUAAUACUCUCUGUGUUACUUGUCUAAGAUGCUACGCCUAACUUUCGACUGAAAAUAUUUAUUUUUCAUUCGUCUUUGGAAAAGAACCCGUUUUUUUUAAUAUUUGUAUUCGACUUAUAGAUACUUAUAUCUGAUUGUCUUGCUAUACUCCUCCUCACAUGUGUAAUAAUGUUGUCAAGUGCUUUUCGGCUAUAGGGAAUAGUCGAGAGCGCACAAAAAAUUCCAACAAUAAUAACAACGAGGUAAAAAGCUAAUUGAACAAAUAGAAACAGUUUAAGAGAGGCUGGAAACAGUCGAAUAAUCGAAAGAAUAAAAAACUACUCAAAUUAUCUGAUUCAUUAUCAUUCUUGAAGCCGGAAAGCAUUCAACAAUAGACUCAUUUUACAUGGUAUAAUACAUUAUUUAUCGAUAUUUAAAAGUGUUAAUAUCAACACAAUUUAAUCAACUUAUUUAUGGUCAGUCCAUAUUAACCGCCGUUUAUUGUAUUCGGUAUUUCCUCAAUAUUGGUUGUCUGUUCUGUUUCAGUAUCAAUCGAUCAGGUUGAAGUUGAAUAUAUAAACUGUUUAUAACAUUUAA
Messenger RNA from Dendroctonus ponderosae (mountain pine beetle), 6421 nucleotides. RefSeq names its product ankyrin repeat and IBR domain-containing protein 1. The transcript is spliced from 21 exons. Gene Ontology annotation, cellular component: ubiquitin ligase complex; cytoplasm. The record is from RefSeq and is a predicted model, not a curated record. The coding region runs from base 23 to 4021 and encodes 1332 amino acids. Gene Ontology annotation, molecular function: ubiquitin protein ligase activity; zinc ion binding; ubiquitin conjugating enzyme binding. Gene Ontology annotation, biological process: positive regulation of proteasomal ubiquitin-dependent protein catabolic process; ubiquitin-dependent protein catabolic process; protein polyubiquitination. Lineage: Eukaryota; Metazoa; Arthropoda; Insecta; Coleoptera; Curculionidae.